GUCUUUUGAUGGGACAUUCUCUUUAGAAUGGUCAAUUGGAAAGGCUUUGCAGCUCGAAGUGUGUUGGUUCGUAAAUACAAAUUCUACAUUAUUCUCAUUUCAUUAUUCUCAAUAACGGCGUCCUUUAUUUGUCCCCCACUAGUGACACAUAAGAGAAGUGAGAGUGACUACUCCAAAUCUACUCAACGGCUUCUAAAAAGAGGGAGUUCUUGGAGUGCACAAAGAGCUCCUGAUAUCCUAGAACAUUCUUCCGAGUUUGAGAUUUCAACAUAUCAACCCUUCAAAAGAGAUCCUAGAGUAGAAAUUUUCGUACUUCCCUCUUCCAAAGGUAGCCUAGCCGCAGUGGAACCUUUAUGCUAUCACAAAGGUAACUGGAUCCUCGUUGGAGACUCCCCAAUCAACGUAAGACACUCUUCGCAAACACAGACGGUAGGCAAAAAAGCUUCUUUAGAAACAUUGUUGCGAGAGUCUAAGCUGCCCAAUGUUUCCUUCUAUUCCAAACAAUGGCUAGAACAGGAGUCCUUUAAUGGCGCAGUAACUUGGUUUAAGAGACCUACAGUUUUUCAAGUGUUUGAUAGGAGUUGUACAAAUAUCGCUCAUUUCACAGGUCGUCUGAUGCUUUACUUUCAUUUUCUGGAAAAUACCGACGUUUACUGUCCAACGAACUCGUUUACAUCCAUUUUCAUUCGAGAAUCAGAGCUAGUUCGAAAUCUAUUAACCAAAUCUUAUCAAAAUCAUCGAAAAUGGCAAAAACAUUUAAUUGGAAGUGUUCUUUACGGUAGAGAUUUCCCGGAGGAUUUGUUUGACUAUCCAUCUAAAUACACAGUUUCUUCCGAGUUGCAUCAAAUUGAUAACGAAAAAAGAGAAUUCUACGUAGAAGACUCUUCAGACUGUUUCCGAAAGGCGGAUAAAACCAUCUGCUUUGAAAAAGUUUUCCUUCUGGGACUACUUAAAGGCAAGUUUUUUUCAUCUCCUACAGUACAAACAACUUCUAUGGACAAAUCGAGUGCUGGAAAAACAACUAUUCCAGCAGUUCCAAAAGAUGCUAUAAACUUUAGAAUAAAAUGGUACGAAUAUCUGCACAUGAAACCUCCAAGUGAAUUGCAACGCAGUCUUAUUUAUAUCAAACGGGAAGGGAGGCGUCGGUCGUUUUCUUACUCAAGUGAAGUUACUCUCAAUCAUUUUUUUGAGGACUUGACAAGGCAACAUGGAUAUUCUUAUUAUUCGAUUACGCCAGAUCAACUUUUAGUUAAAGAAAAUUUACAAUUAUUUUCUUCCACUUCCAUUGUUAUCAGUUUACAUGGAGCACAUUUAACUAAUUGCAUUUUUAUGGCUCCAUGUGCAGUUUUGAUAGAAAUCUUUCCACCGCGGUUUACUCACGACAUGUAUCGUGAAGGAGGCAAUUCUGGACUCAAAUAUUUCUCAUGGCAACUACGUAAUGUCACCCCAUUUCCUGAGUCUCCUUGUAUGAAUCCUGAAGCAUGCAAAGUACUAGAUGAGAAAAGGAAAGUUUUCUAUCGUGAUAGAGCAAAUCUGAGUAUUACUCAGGAAGAUCUACAAGGAAUAGGAAACAUCAUUGAAAAAUCAAUAUCCUACAUUGCAGGUGCUAAAAAUCAGUUCAGGACAUCAUGUUUCCCACAUUCUUCCUUCAAAUCUUUAUAAAACUUUAACUGAGUAACACUUGAUC
Messenger RNA from Galdieria sulphuraria, 1687 nucleotides. RefSeq names its product capsular polysaccharide biosynthesis protein-like protein. The record is from RefSeq and is a predicted model, not a curated record. The coding region runs from base 28 to 1662 and encodes 544 amino acids. Gene Ontology annotation, molecular function: glycosyltransferase activity. The transcript has 2 exons. Lineage: Eukaryota; Rhodophyta; Bangiophyceae; Galdieriales; Galdieriaceae.